GGUUAUACAGAAUGGUGCCAGGAUGUCUGGAGCCUGCCGUCUGCGCGUUCCGGAGUCUGCGCCUAAGCGCCCCUUCCUCACAGUCGUACGUUGCUGGCCCACAGAGAAAAUUAUCUUAUACAAAAACUAGUUAUUCACUAUUACGAUAUGAAUCUUCAGUUAUUAAUUAUCGUUAUCUUAAUAUCUUGUAAUAAUUGUUUGAAACAAAAAAACAUAACUGCCAAUAAACUUGAAACAAAUAACAAAAGUCUAAGUGUAAAUAAAACAAUCAAAGGCGAUGUCCCCAAGAAAGAGAACGCGACUGAGAAAAAACCGGAGAAAAUUAAAAUACCAGUGAUUAAGAAAAUAAAACCUCCGCCAAAAAUGAUAUCGCUUGAUUUAGUACGAGAGUGGGCUGAGAAAAUAUCCGAAAAGCUGCUAGAGCAAGAAGAACGUGUGGUCCAUAGGAAGGCGUUAUUACAAAAGUUCUCAGACAUUAACAUAAAAGUUCGCAAUGGAACAGCUAUAGUCCAAAAGAUGGCAAAGGAUCUCGAAGAAUUGCUACUGAGGCGAACGCAAGCUGUUGAAAACAUAAUGCGCCGCGCUGAGGAGCUUGCUAAUUUUAAUGCCACACCACCAGAGGACUACACCUUCGAUUACAGUGUUGAUUUGAACGUGUUGAAAAAAAUGGAGGUGCCUGAGAGCGAUUUGGAGAAACCCUAUGAUUGUAGAAGCUUAAACAAAGUUAACUUAGCUAGAAGUAUGCAUUUCGACGCGGAUGUGUCGAUGGCUACUUCCAGCGUAUACGUGUCACCAGAAGUUUUUGAUUGCAACCCCGAUAUAGUUAAACAUUUGUACUGGUCGGAAGGAUUGUUAUCAGUGUUCAAAGAAAAUUAUGCUCAAGACUCAACUAUGGACUUCCAAUAUUUUUGCAGUGCCAAAGGAUUUCUGCGACAUUAUCCUGCUGCCUUAUGGGAAAGUAUGUAUAAACUGAAGCUAGAUGCCGACAGUGUGUAUGAUUGCCGACUCCGCCCUUGGUAUGUAAGCGCCGGGGGAGCACCCCGUGACGUACUAGUUCUGCUGGACGCCACAGGAUCAAUGUCCAACUCUACCAACCAAGUCAUCGCGAAAAAUUUCCUACUGGCCUUACUAAACGCACUCACAGACGAUGAUCACGUCAACGUGUUAAAAUUCAAUACCAAAGUUCAAUCUCUCAUAAGGUGCUUCAACGAAAAAUUUGUACCGGCAAACCACGUGAACACGGCAGCCAUCACGUCCAAAAUGGAUCAUUACGCGUUAACCAACAAAACCGAUUUGAAAUUAGUAUUCCGCUACGCAGUGCAGAUGUUGCAGAAACAACGACACACGCCGGAUCAUCCACCUUCCUGUCAGCAGAUUAUUAUCAUAGUCACUGAUAGCGUCGACAGAAACUAUACAGAGCUAUUAAGAGAUUUAGAUCCUACCGGUCAAAUUAGACUCUUCGUGAUAUGGCUUCACGAUCCGUACGGUUUGCGCGACAGUACACGUGAAUAUGGAGAUAUAAUAACUUGCGAUCGAGACGGACACUUCGCAGAGUUAAGCACCGACGCCGAUGUUACUGAACAGGUCAUGAGGAUUCUGCGCAUUCUAGAACGUCCUCUAGUAGCGCAACGCGAACAACGCCUCAGAGUCUUCAGCGAUGUAUAUGCUCAUGUUGAGGAUCCCCGAAGAGCAGAAUACUAUUGGUCACAAAAAGAGAAUGCGGAACAAGCGUACCGAUACAGAGAGCUACGUCGCGAUAAGAAGAAUUUACUCAGCGAUCAACGCCUCUAUAAAGACUAUAUGCAUCAGGAAAGCCUUGAAAAAUAUGGCUACUAUUAUGAAGGAGAAGAUAUAAACUACCGUCUUCAAAUAAGUAUUUCAGUACCUGUGUUUGACCACAUAACGGUUGAGAAUAUUACAAAAACAUUGGAUGAGGAAUGGCAAAGGAAUUCUACGAGAACGUACCCUGUCAACAGGCUACUAGGCGUAGCUGGAGUGGACAUACCAGUCGAUCAUUUGAAGAUGCUUCUACCUUACCAUCAGGUGGGCGCUGGUGGGACUUUGUUCCUUAUUGAUCAUCGCGGCAAUAUAGUAUUACAUGAUAAUUUAAAACCUACUUUUGAUGGGGACAUUCUUAAACCUGGAUACCGCACCAUCGAUUUUUCAGAUAUAGAACAAGCGGGUAUCAGUCACCCACCUAGAUAUUACCCCCAAGAAUGGAAAGAGUUCCGCAAAGCAUUAGUGAUAGAUCAAGCACAAGGCACUAGAACUAUAUUGUCUAAGAAUAUCUUCGAGGGAGGUAUGCGAGCCAUCGUUGAAGAAAGAGAGUACCAUUGGAGUAGAAUCCUAGACCACUACACAGCUGUGGUCGUCAUUCCCAAGUACAACCGGCGGCGAGCCGUCCCCAGCGGGAACUUCACCCAAGAAUUAGCUAAGGAGUGCUUGAAAACUCUGUCCAGAUCAGACUUCUCGAUACACCCAGAUUGGCUGUACUGUCGCCAUGUGGAACCAUAUUUCGACUCCCGGAAUGCUGAAGUGCUACACUUCAUCAGGCGCCGUAGCGACGAACCGAACUUUGUAAUGAAAAAACUCAAACAUCUGUUUUCACCAAUACCACCAUCAUUAUUAGAGAAAACGUACCAAUGUGACGAGGAACUAAUGGCUCACAUGUGCAAAGAAGCAAUCGCUACGAGCCAAUGGGCCGAGGAUCAAAAAGACCCCGAUGAAGAUGCCUCCGUUCAGCUCGGCUCCGUCACAGCAUUCUUCGCUAGUGAGAGCGGGCUGUCGCGGUGGCAGCAGUACCACGCGGCCAGCCGGCACGCGGACCCGCCGAGCGGCGCGGAGUGGGCGCGCGGGCCCGACGAGCCGUGGUACGCGCGCGCCGCCGCCGCGCCCGGCGCGCUGCUGCUGCACGCGCCCGUCACGCCGCACCGCCGCCUGCGCAGCUCGGACGCCACCGUCGCCCCAGUAGGGACUCGGGCAGAGUGGCUGACAGCGGCCAGAACCAUUGGACACUCGGAAAAAGGCAUUAUUGGUGUGGCCGGAUUUCACUUUUACCCACAACAUUUGGAGGAUUUCCUUGAGCUUAUCACAAAUUUUCCUUGUAAUGAAGAGGAGGACGACUGCGAAACUAAAUGCGACGGUACAAUUUGGUCUUGCGUACUGGUGGACGAGGGUGGAUGGAUAGUGGCUGGCGACACGUCCUACACAAGGACUAGCAACGAGGACCCGGUAAGGAGGCACCUCGCCGCGGUACACCCCGCCGCCAUGGCCGCCCUGCUCGACGCCAAAGUGUUUCGUCUCAACUGGAUCCAUGAUUAUCAAGGUGUCUGCUUCAAUUAUGAGGAUAGUAAAGAUAGUGCUACCUCCAUUAUGGUACCAUCACUAUUGAAAUCAAUAUGGAGAUCUGUGACGCUUUUAUUAACGGUAUCGAGGGAGAUCGCAACAAUAUUAACGCUAUUGAUCAAUAGUAACAGAGCAUGGGCAGACACAGAAGCGGAGAAAGAGAAACGUCGUAAUCGCCUGAAACGUGAUUAUGAGCGAGAGAAGUUCGAUCGUCUAUUCGAUGAAAAGGUGCUGGUAAACCGCACCACGUUCGCAGCAUGCGACCGUUCACGCCCCAUGUACGAAUUACAGCGUACUGCGCAGGCCAUGUCAGCGCUAAAGCGUACGCCCGCCGCUUGUAGUUGGCCUCUAGGAGCUGCUAUAGUGCCGGACACCAAUCUACUCCUGCUUGCAAUUUACAACGUCUGCCCAUACACUGGCAAGCCGGUGCCAGACCCUCUCAACAACGAACCAGUCGAUAUGGUCAAAGUAACAAAGUUAAUGAAGAAAGAAGUAGACUGGAACAUGCUGGACCCGGCGAGUAGGCUCGCGUGCUGGCGCAACAUUGAACCUCUGCCGGGACGGCCGCCGCACAUGCAGUGCUAUCCACACAAUUACACACAAGAGGAGGGCUACAGACAGUGCGGCCCCUGGUUGCCCGACCCGGAUCCAGAGACGGCUAGUCACAGCGAACUAACCAAGUUGAUGCCACACGUCGUCCCCGUUCUGCUACUUAUAUAUAUAAACAAUUUAUAUGUACAGUUAUAAAGAAAAUAAAACGUCCAUUUAAAUUUCAA
Messenger RNA from Galleria mellonella (greater wax moth), 4121 nucleotides. RefSeq names its product voltage-dependent calcium channel subunit alpha-2/delta-3-like. Gene Ontology annotation, molecular function: voltage-gated calcium channel activity. NCBI's taxonomy places the organism in Eukaryota, Metazoa, Arthropoda, Insecta, Lepidoptera, Pyralidae. The record is from RefSeq and is a predicted model, not a curated record. The transcript has 25 exons. Bases 148 to 4092 code for a protein of 1314 amino acids. Gene Ontology annotation, cellular component: voltage-gated calcium channel complex.